CUGGUUUCUCAUUAUGCCAGAUCGAGGAUAACGGCGUCCAUCGCGGUAUAAAAUUGGCUCACAGAGCAUACUCAUUCGCCUCAUUGAUAUCCAUCUCUCUUACACGAGUGACCCCUACUCUCACUACAAUGACCCUCACAAACGACGACAAGCAAGCUCGACUCACUGAAGAGCUGCAGCUUAUCCAACUCAUGCCUCCAUACAUAGGCAUUUUUCCGAGUGGAAUUGACAACACCGAGUCUUCAAAUAAGAAGAUCAAUCUCCUUGAUGAUAUAGCUAUGGCUAUCGCUACUGCAGUUCACAACAGAGUGGGGGUUGUGAUGGAAGAGAGGAAUGACGCGGUGCAUUUUACUCUGGCUGUUAAUGGAUCGCCUUCCUCGGACGACAGAGAAGCCGCUGAGCGGUUUUUCAAAGCUCUGCUGCAGCAGGAAGGAGACUUUGCAUUGCACAUGCUGGACAUCAUGAGGAGUUAUGCCAUGCCUCGCAUCACGAGCCUGGCUGGGCAAGUGGCCGAGUCCAUCGGGCAGUUCCUCCGCGCGGACUUGAUACGUUGUGUUGCCAACGACGACUCGGCACGUCAUGACGAAGAAAUACCGGGUUUCAAAUUUCUCGCAGAUAAGCUACCUGAGCUCCGAGGAACGUCGGUGCUGGAGGCUCUCUCGUUCCUUUUCAAGCGCCUUCAGGAACGUGCCGCGGCGGUGCAUCGGUCUGCCAGUGACCCAGCAUUCCCCGCACAUGAUGCAAGUCUCGUCAACGGGGUGCUAUUCUUGGCAUACCAACUCGCGAAGGCGCCCAUAUUUGGUCGCAUCUUGGUUGAUCGUAACACUCGGCCACCAUCUGUGCAUUUCGUUGGGAGGUGCAGGUAUACAAUUGCGAUGCUGGGAAGAUAUUGGGGAUGCCUGGAGCGUCUGCGUACGCUUGUAAAGCUGACGAGAAGGAAUAUCACCUAUGAGUGGUGCCCCGACGAUGUUGAGGGGAUUGUCAAUGAUCAACCCAUCGCCAUGCGCCGGUCUGCUCUUCAGGUCAUCAAAGCAGUCUCAGACUGGGGGAGACGUACCGUAAUGUCGGUAUCAGAUUCGGCCUUCAACAGGUUAUGCCUGCAGUACAAGGACACCGUGACGGUGUCCACUCACCCUGCUAUUCGUUUGAUUCUUAAAGCAGGGACCAAUGCGGAGUCAGGACAAAGCAGACUCGUAGGCUGUAGCGGCGGAGUCUGCUGGACCUGUUCCGAGUGGAUUGCACUGUACAAUAGCACCGUGCACCAAGACAAUCAAUGGAGGAUCGGUCCAUCCUUGCUGGAGGUGGACACAACGUUCGCUCUGACACACCGAUAUCCAUUCGAGGAGGACGUAUACGAGUCAGCCAAGGACUUCAAGGCAAUGACUCUCCACAAUUGGCUAGACCCAAAUCCGAGGGACUACUAG
Messenger RNA from Gloeophyllum trabeum ATCC 11539, 1424 nucleotides. RefSeq lists its product as uncharacterized. The record is from RefSeq and is a predicted model, not a curated record. The transcript is spliced from 2 exons. Lineage: Eukaryota; Fungi; Basidiomycota; Agaricomycetes; Gloeophyllales; Gloeophyllaceae. Bases 129 to 1424 code for a protein of 431 amino acids.